ACCGAGACAAUGCGACCCCCUCAGUCUGUGCUUCUGCUCGCCUGUAAUUGGUUUCCACUCGCUGACGUCAAACUCGUAAAAUUGUCCAAGAGACUAGGCUAGUUAGUCCUUCUCCAUGGACAUACUUCGUCCAAGAAAUCCUCAAGAAAAUAAUCACGGGAUGGCGUAGAUUAUGUGAAACUGUACACAGGAUUUCGGUGAUUUUGGAAUAAUCCCCCGAAUUUAUUUUAAGGAAGAGCUUCAACGACCUUCAGAUAUAAAGUCUGGAUUCGUUCGCAACCGAAUGAUGAACAGCAAAUUGUUUUGCUUAGGGCACACGGCCCUUCCUCUUGUCCUGCUCCUCCUUCUUGGCAUUGCCAGUGGCAGCCCUGAGCUGCCCCAGAACCUGACGGUGAAGCAGAGUAACUGUCUGGAGGACCAACAGUACCCUGCAGCGGGCUUGUGCUGUCUCAACUGUGCAGCAGGGACAUUUGUGAGUAAGCCCUGCACUCAAAACCUCCAGCAGGGAACCUGCUCCAGCUGUGAACAUGGCCGCUCCUACACGGAGCACCCCAAUGGCAUGGACCGCUGCUUACAGUGCACUCAGUGCCGCAUGGAUCAGACAGUGACUGAGCCAUGCUCCAGUAAGAGAGAUACGCUGUGUCAGUGCAGGAGCGGCUUCUUCUGUGUGCCAGACCAGGCCUGUGAGGUGUGCAAAAAAUGCACUAGGUGUAAAGUAGAAGAGGAAGAGGUGAAGAAGUGCACCCCAACCUCCAACACUGUGUGUGAGAAGAUCAGCCCUCCCUUGGACUCAGCAACAGACUCUCCUGCAACCACUCCUUUCACCAGCCACAUUGCCACAGUAGCAGGGGCAGUCGUACUCCUCCUCCUCUGCUUGAGUGGGUGUGCCAUCGGAGGCUUCUGUUGGCGCAAGAGGAGGUCACAUCUGGCAUCAGCCAGUGAAUGUGCAAUUGAGGGGGUGAAGAUUCCAAUUGAGGUUUGCCCCCAGUCAGCAGAGGAGAAGCAGAACAGCCAGAACGCUGGUUUGGAAGAGGGUGAGGGUGAGGGUGAGGGUGAGGACGCUGGUCCUGAGUCCAGCCCCCUGCUCCAGGAGACACAGGAGACGCAGGGAGUUGGCACCAAGGGCUCCGCCCUGGAGGACGAGGACCGGGGAUUGGGUGACAGUCUGCCCAACACCACCAGCUCCUCACAGACCAGCCUAUCUGCAGUGCCUCCAGCCGUGCCCAGUGGAGGCCACACUCCAGGCCACAGCCCCCCCACCACCAGGCCCAGUUGCUCGACAGAUUGGGAGCCAGAAAACUGGUGUAGGGACGAAGUGCUGAUCAAGCGUCUUGAGCCUCUGCUUGGAGAGGAGAUGUCCCUCAGCAAGACCUUUGACCUGUUCGACACUUUUCUGGACGUGCGCUUCCACAACAAGUUCUUCCGCAGCAUUGGAGUGAGUGAUAAUGCCAUUAAGAUAGCGGAGAAUAGUCCACCUGGAGACAAGGUGUACGAGCUGCUCCGCGUGUGGAUGCAGAGGGAAGGGCUCCGGGCCAACAUCAACGAUCUGAUCCAGGCACUGCUGCAGCUGGACCAACGCUACUCGGCUGAGAACAUUGCUACCAAGGCCAUAGAGAGGGGAUUCUACCGCUUGGCAUGACCCAUACCUGCUUUCACCCAGGAAAGGAGAAUGAAGAAAGUCAAAUUAGGACUGAAAAGAAGAUCAGAGGUCUAGAUGUUUGAUAAUUGGGGUGUUUGCGAACAUUGGAGCCCUUUUGGUUUGUCCCUGGUCGCCAGUGGGGGAACUAGCUGGUUGGAAUGAUCCAGAACAUUUUGAGAGUGGAGCUCUCUGCCCUGUAUGUAGCAUAUUAUUAGCUUUGUAAAGCCAACACUGUUCUGGAUUGUGCAGUCCCUAUCCACACAGGCCUAUGCACUGCCCUCAGGCACAUUUCUGACUGUAAGAAAGCAAUAAGUAAGAACUCUGUGAAGACGAUGUGAUGCCAGUGGCAUGCACUGCUUAAUACAGACAUGUUAGCUUUUACUUUAUUGUGUCUCCAUGGCCAGUUGAAGUUACCACAAGGACUUAGCUAAACAUGUAGUGUGCCCCAUCCUACUGGUAAGCACUGGUAAGCACCCUUACUACUUGGAAGUGUCACUAUAGAGUGGUGUUACUGCCACAUAUUACCAAUGGUGCAUCACUGCUCCGCCUGCAGGCACUGACCAGAAAGGUUCAUCUAGUAUCUAAACAACACACAGUUCCUCUUCCUAGGACUCCUUUGGAAGCGGUGCUGUAGCUCAGGUGUUGAUGCACUGUAAAUGCACUACAUAAACUAUUCAGAAGCACAGGAAUAGAGAACACCUUCAAGAGAACAACGGUCACAGUUUAAAACGGUCAAUACUGAUUGUGCCUAUGUGUAAUAUCUGCCAAUACCUGUGUUUUUAUACACUAAAACAUAAUGUUGAGAAAUGUUUUUUUUUUUUUUGGUUUUGUUUUUGGAAAGCUUUUUUCAAGUCUCUAAGUCGCCAAAGCUUUCCAUGCUUAAUUUAUUUUGUGGAAACAUUUAUUUAUUUUCUAGUGUCUAAUAUGUUAAUAUUUAUACAGUUUAUACAAAUUCCACCAGUAGUACUUGGGACUCAACUGGCAUAGUCUAACACCAUGUUAUUCAGUGGCCCUCACAUCGCCCUGGUAUCUGAUUAUAUAUUAUAUUUGAUAUAUAUAUAUAUAUUAGGGGUUGCACAGAGUACUCCACCAUUGGGGUAGUCGAACAGUUAAAUCAAUUCUCGAGUUUCGACAUUAACAUUGAGUACUCGUUAAUCAGGUCAUGCUAGAGUAAGAACUGAAAAUGGGUCAGUUUCUAGAUAUUGUUCAUUGUUAGAUUUGACUACAUUUCCCAUACUGCUUUAUCUGGAGUCGGUGGUGAGGCAGGGUUUUGGAGGGAGUUGAGAGCAGAGAAGAGGAGUUGAUAAGUGGAAGAGUGUUUUGGAUGGCGCUGGACAAGUAAAGCAUUUAACUUGGAA
Messenger RNA from Clupea harengus (Atlantic herring), 2997 nucleotides. It is a transcript of the gene tnfrsfa, whose product is annotated as tumor necrosis factor receptor superfamily, member a. NCBI's taxonomy places the organism in Eukaryota, Metazoa, Chordata, Actinopteri, Clupeiformes, Clupeidae. The record is from RefSeq and is a predicted model, not a curated record. Gene Ontology annotation, biological process: TRAIL-activated apoptotic signaling pathway; positive regulation of apoptotic process. Gene Ontology annotation, cellular component: cell surface; plasma membrane. Gene Ontology annotation, molecular function: protein binding.